ACUUUAUGUUGAAGAGGGAGCUCUUUCAGAAACACGUUUUCAAUGUCCCCAGUAUUAGUGUGUAUGUAGUUUUGAAUUUGAAAUUGGAGGAUUAUCUGUCUGUUAUGUAUUUAAAGCCCGGGACCGUGUGUUCGCAGCACAAUGUUGAGUGUGGACUCGUUGCCAGUGGCCGAAGAGGAGGUUGUGGAGUCCAGCUCAAACAGACUGGGGGACAUUUACACUUUUGUUGCCGAGGGCUGUUAUCCUCAAACUAUGAAUCCUAUUCGCAAGAAAAAUCUCAAAAGAUACGCUCAGAAGUUUAUUAUUGACGAUGGCCGGCUGUAUUAUGUGGGACCAAAGAAAGAAGAGAAGCGAGAAGUGGUGAUUGAGGCAGAGCGGAAGAGACAAAUCUUCCUGGAGUGUCACUUCAAUGACAUCGGACACCACCUGGGUCAGAAGAAGACUGUACACAGGAUUCAGAAUUAAAGUGUGUGAAACGUGUCAGCAUGCAGAGCGGAGUAAAAACCUGGCCAGAACAGUAAGACCCAUCAAGGUGGACGGUCCAUGGGAGAUUUUGGCCAUUGAAAUAAUUGGUCCAUUCCCAGGAACUGUACAUGGAGGGAAUACACACAUUGUUAUUAUUACAGAUUAUUACAGUAAAUGGGUAGAAGCCUUUCCUGUGCAAAAGAAAGAUGGUCUCUGUGUUGCACGAUGCAUUUCAUCAUCUGUUUGCAGAUUUGGCCCUUCAAAGACAAUAUUUUGCUCUCAGAAUGCUGAUUUCUGUGAAGAGGUCACGAAGCAGCUGUGUGAGCGGUGGAACAUUACAGUGAGAGUGUUGUCUGUAGACCAGCCGCAGAGGAACGCACUGUAUGACCGCAGCUGUAAUCUACUAAGAGACACUAUAAAACAGAUGGUGGUGGAGAAACAGGUGGAAUGGGAUGAUUUCUUAGAUCCAAUUUUGGCCGUCUUCAGGACAUCGGUCAACCCCACCACUAAGUUUACACCACACUUUUUAAUGUUCAACAGAAAAGCUAGCAUAUCUUGUGAGACAAAGUUUGAUCCUCUUAUUUGCUAUCAGGACCAGGAGGAAAAUAUCCGGAAUGAAGACGAGGCAAACUCUUUUCUUUCCUCUAUGCAGGACCAACAGAAUAAUGUCAAACAGAUGGUUAUUACAAAUAUGAAUGUUGCCUACAGACAAGAAAAGAAAAAUGCCAAAAGGAAGUCUAGAAACAUGCCCUCCAUUACUCUCACAGUGGCCGAGCCAUUGUUCAGCUCAGAGGAAUCGCCUUCAGCAAAAAAGCUCAAGGAAAGCCUCUACCUUUCUUUUCCAGUAGAGACGGUCCUAACCACAGUCCAGAAUGUACCCGACGCCAAAAAGAAUGGCUUAGACUAUCCUCUAACAGACUCUGAUAUGCACUAAAAAUCUUUUAGAUCCAUCAAGCAUUAUAUUUGCAUAGACUACAACCUAAAGGCUUGAUGUGUGCAAAUGUGAAGUAGAUGAACUCGUGCUGACUUUCUGAUUCCACACAAAAUGUAACAAGAUUAAAAUGUUGUGUUUUGGCUGGAAGGGUUAUUGACAUUGAUGAUGAUCUUUGUUUGUGCUUGUUAUUAUGUUACAGAAAAGCUUUUUUUAAAAUUAUGUUAGUCUUUCACUGAACUACACGCCCAAAGAAGUUUGCUUUGCUUAGGUGACUCAUGUCUGAAAGGACAAUUUUUUUUAAAUCUGCAUUUUCUUUGGAUGAGCCAUUGAAAGUAUUUGAGUAUUAUCUGAAAGAAUGUUGUGUAAACAUUAAUUAUGUAUGAAGGUUAUAAUGUUUGUGCUCAUUAUCACAGCAAAUAGUUGUGAUUUUUGUAUUCUGUAUGUUUUUUUUUAUUUCAUUAUAACACCAAAGUGCGUUUUUGUGUGUCUCUGACAAGUUAGUAUGAUCUUUGCAAAAAAAAAAAAAAAAAAAAGUUUAAAUGUGCAUCAUUCCUUUACAUUUGUAUGUGGAAAAGAAACCUUUGAUAUGGGUAUGCCAGUAAAUAGUUAUAAUGUUUUAGAUUUUACCUCAGAAAUGAUUUAGGCUCCAUUCAUGUGGUCCAGCAGUUGACCGUUUUCCUUUGUAAUAAAUGCAUUUGUUAAUCAGUUACACAAACGUA
Molecule: messenger RNA, 2118 nt
Organism: Danio rerio (zebrafish)
Lineage: Eukaryota; Metazoa; Chordata; Actinopteri; Cypriniformes; Danionidae
Product: zgc:113436
Biological process (GO): DNA integration
Molecular function (GO): nucleic acid binding
Source: RefSeq, marked predicted